UACAUCUAGUCCUACGCGCAACGCAAGACUGAAUUGAUUAGUCUUUGCUUGAGUUCUUACACGUACACCAUCGUCUUUCUCUUUCACACACCGCCAUGGCCACCGACGCCUUUUUUCUCUCUUCUCUCGCUGCUUUCUUCUUGCUUCUACGUUUAACAGCUGCAACAGGUAGAUCACAAGAGAGAUGCGGCUUCCCGGCGAUAUACAACUUCGGUGACUCAAAUUCGGACACUGGAGCGAUAUCAGCGACAUUAUCCGAGAUUCUUCCUCCAAAUGGUGAAUCCUUUUUUGGAAAACCUGCAGGCAGGAACUGUGAUGGUCGUCUUAUCAUAGAUUUUGCAGCUGAGAACCUUGGUUUACCAUAUCUGAGUCCAUACUUAGAUUCAGUUGGAGCAAAUUUCAGGCAUGGUGCAAAUUUUGCUACUGGCGGCUCAUCCAUUCGCCCAGGCGGUUUUAGCCCAUUUGAUCUCAGCAUUCAAAUUUCUCAAUUCAUACAGUUCAAAGCUCGCACUAUUGCUCUCUAUAAUCAGCUCAGUCCUGACAGAACAAUGCCCCCAUUCAAAAGUGGCCUCCCUAGGCCAGAGGACUUCUCAAAAGCUCUUUACACUUUUGAUAUUGGACAAAAUGAUAUUGGUUAUGGUCUUCAACACGGUACAGAUGAUCAAGUCCAGGCAUCAUUUCCGGACAUCUUAAAUAAGUUCUCUGAUGCAGUUGAGCUGCUAUACAAGGAAGGAGCAAGAUUCUUUUGGGUACAUAACACAGGUCCAUUUGGAUGCUUGCCUUAUAAUAUCAUCUACUAUUCAUUAAAACCUAACAACCUGGACCGGAACGGAUGUGUGAUACCACAAAAUGAGUUAUCUAAGGAGUUCAAUAGGCAGCUUAAGGAGAAAGUAUCUUGGUUGAGGACAAAACUCUCUCAAGCAGUAUUCACUUACGUUGAUGUUUACUCAGCCAAGUAUUCAGUAAUUAAUGAUGCAAAGAAUCUAGGUUUUGUUGAUCCAUCGACUUUCUGCUGUGGCAGUUACUAUGGAUACCAUAUUGAUUGUGGAAAAAAGGCUGUAGUGCACGGAACAGUUUAUGGUAAUCCAUGUGACCAUCCAGCAAGUCACAUUAGCUGGGAUGGCAUACACUAUAGUCAGGCUGCAAACCAGUGGAUUGCAAAUAGAAUCUUCACUGGCUCUUUUUCUGAGCCACCUGUUCCAAUUUGGGGGAGCUGUCGUGAUUCGAGCAAUGUACGAUCAUGAUACUAAUACCUCAUUUGCUUACAAAAUACUGCAUUUUGAAGAAUAACUGAGUGAUAUUGGCCACCUUCAGCUUUUCUUUUCUUGGAAGAAUAUUUCACAUAAUUGUAUCCCAGUCUGAUCCUCUGCGUAUUUGUUGUAGUUUCUGACAUAUGAUGUCAGAAGUAGAUAUUACAUACCUGAAUAGGGCAAGUUAUUUAUAUUAAUGUAUUACUCUCUGCUCUGGCAGGUCUCCUUUGGCGCAUUUAGCUCUAAAAAUCUGGAUAGGAAAGUGGGUAUGGAAGUUUCACUAUUUAUAUUGUUGCUUUCUCUAUAUUUAUAAGAAGAAAAAAAUCAGUUUCUUCUUUAAACCUGGAAA
Molecule: messenger RNA, 1599 nt
Organism: Carica papaya (papaya)
Lineage: Eukaryota; Viridiplantae; Streptophyta; Magnoliopsida; Brassicales; Caricaceae
Product: GDSL-like Lipase/Acylhydrolase superfamily protein
Molecular function (GO): hydrolase activity, acting on ester bonds
Source: RefSeq, a predicted model, not a curated record